Molecule: messenger RNA, 426 nt
Organism: Aspergillus japonicus CBS 114.51
Lineage: Eukaryota; Fungi; Ascomycota; Eurotiomycetes; Eurotiales; Aspergillaceae
Exons: 2
Coding region: 49-291 (80 amino acids)
Source: RefSeq, a predicted model, not a curated record
ACCGAAACCCGAAAAAUGAAAAUAGGCAAGCAAAGCUAGGGUCAACCAAUGGAACAAGCCCAGGAUGAUCGAGGCAGCGGAGACUUCGAAGAACUUACCUCUGAGAGUCUGAGUGUUGAUCCUCAGUUCCAGUCCGUUCGGCCCAGACCCUCUUUUUUUUUACCCUCUUGUCUCUCUUUCUCUCACACACUCUCUCUCUCUCUCGCGGUCUCGCAGUCUUGCAGUCUUGCAGCCUCUCUGUCUCAUUCUUCGUUUUGGACUUGUAAUUCUUUAUCAUCAUCACCAAUUUAAUUCAUCUUAUUUUCCCUACUACUAUUGACACCAUUUCCUCGAUUUAUUUCUUCCUCCUUCUAAAAGGCACCCAACCUUAUCAUUAGACUGGAAGGAAGGAAGACCGGAACACGAAAAGCAGCAUUGAAUUUUGCU